GCGAGUAGUCAACGCUGCGGUUCUUUUCAGGCAAGGUGGUUGUCGAGUCGAGGAGAGUCGUGGUUGUUGUAUUUUCCCUGGGAUGAGGAUAUGUAGUUUUUAACGAUUUUCCGUUUGAAAUCGUAAAAUCAUUCUGAAGGAGCCAUUUACUUUCGAUAAAUCUCUUCGUUUUUCACCAGACGUCUUGAAACAUUUCGCUGAAGUAUCGACACUCAUUGUGUAAAGUGCACGUCAGGUAAAAUAAGUCAAAAUGUCUAAGCGAUCAUCAUACGAUCGAGAGAGACAUGGCAGACGGAGUAAAGUAUUUGCUGUUAGGUUAUUCAUCCAGCGACAGCGAUGGAAAUCUCUCGGAUGUGGAGGAUGAUCGUUCUCCACCCAAGAAAACUAAACUUGCCUUUGGUUUGUCCAAGAAGCCAAAUGUACCUAAACCGUCUGAUGGACCCUCAUCUAAAACAGUUACCAUGAAGUUGGGACUCCAGAAACCAAGCACUGACAAACCAACACCAUCCCUGAAAGCUCCAUCAAGAACUGUAGCUGCAGCAUUUAAUGUAGAUGAUGACGAUGAAGUUGAGGAAAUGCCUCCAGAAGCUCGAAUGCGUAUGCGGAACAUUGGCAGGGACACUCCAACUUCAGCUGGACCAAAUUCAUUUGGAAAAACAAAACAAGGUUUUUGUGAUGCUAAGAAAGUUUUUGAAAAGACACUUAAAAAGAAAAUGGAAGAAGUUUGAUGGAAAUAUCAUUUUCUUAUACUACCUCAAUUCUCUUAAUUGUGUCUGAUUGUUUGAUAGAGGAGGUAUAGCUCAAUGAAGCUAUGGUACAUGUUAAGUUCUUUACCUUGUAAUUGGGCAUGGAAUCAGUUAAUAGAGCUCAUUUUUCAUGAGGACUAGCCUGUAUUACUUACUGGAAGAAAUUUCAGAAAUGAGCACAUUAUCUUUUGUGUAUUGUAGAUAAGCUUUCCUUAAUUCUCCAUUUUCAAAGAAUUGACUGUAGUCCUACAAGUAUGCGGGCUUUACAUCAUUCCUAUUGCUAUUAUUAUUUUUUCUGCACAAAACUUUACAAAACAAAUGUAUUUUGACCGAUAGCUUCUGUGAUUUAUUAUUAUUUUCUUUUUUUUUUUACUCAUGUUAAUUUUGUAGUCAUAGACAAUUGUGCCAAUUGUACUCCAUGUUGUGUCUGAACUGUCUGUCAGGUCAAGCCGGGCAAGUCUAAGACUUGAAAAUAAAACCUUAUGAUCAUGCAA
This is a messenger RNA of Frankliniella occidentalis (western flower thrips), 1240 nucleotides long. RefSeq names its product PEST proteolytic signal-containing nuclear protein. Gene Ontology annotation, biological process: proteasome-mediated ubiquitin-dependent protein catabolic process; protein ubiquitination. The record is from RefSeq and is a predicted model, not a curated record. The transcript is spliced from 5 exons. Lineage: Eukaryota; Metazoa; Arthropoda; Insecta; Thysanoptera; Thripidae. The coding region runs from base 285 to 728 and encodes 147 amino acids. Gene Ontology annotation, cellular component: nucleus.